Molecule: messenger RNA, 300 nt
Organism: Leishmania braziliensis MHOM/BR/75/M2904
Lineage: Eukaryota; Euglenozoa; Kinetoplastea; Trypanosomatida; Trypanosomatidae
Exons: 1
Coding region: 1-300 (99 amino acids)
Source: RefSeq, a predicted model, not a curated record
AUGCAGAUUGAGGCGGAUGCCCGCCACCUCUACGAGUUCCGCCACGCGAACAAGGUGGAGGGGGUAUGCUACGUCUGCCAUGAGGUCGACCGUGCCAUGUACAUCUCGCUCAUGGAAGAGCAGCGAACGGGGUCGGUCGAACUAGAGGGCCUGCUGCGAGAAAUUACCGGAAAGAGCCGGAAGGUGGAGACGAAAGAGAGGCAGACGGCUGAGGCAGCCUUCUUCAACCAGUACGUGCUGGAUGAGUUGGGUAUGGCUGGUGAACUGCUGGCCGACUCACGAUCUAAGAACGGUGCGUGA